AUGUCUCCUGAAAUAGAAACUGAAAUGUCUCCUGAAAUAGAAACUGAAAUGUCUCCUGAAAAAGAAACUGAAAUGUCUCCUGAAAAAGAAACUGAAAUGUCUCCUGAAAUAGAAACUGAAAUGUCUCCUGAAAAAGAAACUGAAAUGUCUCCUGAAAUAGAAACUGAAAUGUCUCCUGAAAUAGAAACUGAAAUGUCUAAUGAAAAAGAAACUGCAAUGUCUCCUGAAAAAGAAAAAACUGAAAUGUCUCCUGAAAUAAAAACUGAAAUGUCUCCUGAAAAAGAAAGUGAAAUGUCUCCUGAAAUAGAAACUGAAAUGUCUCCUAAAAAAGAAAGUGAAAUGUCUCCUGAAAUAGAAAGUGAAAUGUCUCCUGAAAUAGAACGUGAAAUGUCUCCUGAAAAAGAAACUGAAAUGUCUCCUGAAAAAGAAAGUGAAAUGUCUCCUGAAAUAGAAACUGAAAUGUCUCCUGAAAUAGAAACUGAAAUGUCUAAUGAAAAAGAAACUGAAAUGUCUCCUGAAAAAGAAAAAAGUGAAAUGUCUCAUGAAAAAGAAACUGAAAUAUCUCCUGAAAUAGAAAGUGAAAUGUCUCCUAAAAAAGAAAGUGAAAUGUCCCCUGAAAUAGAAACUGAAAUGUCUCCUAAAAAAGAAAGUGAAAUGUCUCCUGAAAUAGAAAGUGAAAUGUCUCCUGAAAUAGAAAGUGAAAUGUCUCCUGAAAUAGAAAAAGAAAUGUCUCCUGAAAAAGAAAGUGAAAUGUCUCCUGAAAUAGAAUGUGAAAUGUCUCCUGAAAAAGAAAGUGAAAUGUCUCCUGAAAAAGAAAGUGAAAUGUCUCCUGAAAUAGAAACUGAAAUGUCUCCUAAAAUAGAAAUUGAAAUGUCUCCUGAAAUAGAAACUGAAAUGUCUCCUGAAAUAGAAAUUGAAAUGUCUCCUGAAAUAGAAAUUGAAAUGUCUCCUGAAAAAGAAAGUAAAAUGUCUCCUGAAAUAGAAACUGAAAUGUAUCCUGAAUAA
Messenger RNA from Biomphalaria glabrata, 1005 nucleotides. RefSeq names its product coiled-coil domain-containing protein 8 homolog. The record is from RefSeq and is a predicted model, not a curated record. The transcript is spliced from 3 exons. NCBI's taxonomy places the organism in Eukaryota, Metazoa, Mollusca, Gastropoda, Planorbidae. Bases 1 to 1005 code for a protein of 334 amino acids.